GUUGAUUCCCAAUACUCCUGGUUGGGCUUCAUUGGUACUUUCUGCGCAAACGGAUUUUGACUAUUCAUCCAAUCUCUGGAACUUUCUUUUCCUUCUGAAACCUGUGAUCAACGCUAAACUACAAUAAAGAUGGCUUCCGAAAAGAAGGACAAGCUUGAGCCGCAGAUCAAGUCCGUCGAUAUGACGGAGGACAUGCAGCAGGAGGCUGUUGAAAUUGCGAUCGAGGCGAUGGACAAGUACCACAUUGAGAAGGAUAUUGCCCAGUACAUCAAGAGAGAGUUCGACUCGCGCAAGGGUGCAACAUGGCACUGCGUGGUGGGAAGAAACUUUGGCAGCUUUGUGACACACGAGACGAAACACUUCAUCUACUUCUACCUCGGUCACUGCGCCAUCCUCCUUUUUAAGACUCAAUAAGCAUGCGAAGGGCAGACAACGGUCGAUAUUGUUAAGCGUUUCCUGUACCUAUUUCGGAGUUCUUUGCAGGCGAGUCACGCCGAGAUAUGUUCAUAUAUAAAUUGAGAUAUUGGCGUGGUUAUUCUUAUACCAUUGCGACCGGCCGAGAGGACAUCACAUGGUGGGGGGAGCUCUGUAAACAAAAGCUACUAUUUUGCAGGAGCAUCCUCUGGGUUCCAUUAUUCGCAGAGAGGUU
Molecule: messenger RNA, 649 nt
Organism: Aspergillus uvarum CBS 121591
Lineage: Eukaryota; Fungi; Ascomycota; Eurotiomycetes; Eurotiales; Aspergillaceae
Product: dynein light chain DYN2
Exons: 7
Coding region: 130-414 (94 amino acids)
Biological process (GO): cilium assembly; microtubule-based process
Cellular component (GO): cytoplasmic dynein complex
Molecular function (GO): dynein light intermediate chain binding; dynein intermediate chain binding
Source: RefSeq, a predicted model, not a curated record